Messenger RNA from Myzus persicae (green peach aphid), 3889 nucleotides. RefSeq names its product activin receptor type-2B-like. Gene Ontology annotation, cellular component: activin receptor complex; plasma membrane. The coding region runs from base 272 to 1822 and encodes 516 amino acids. The transcript has 10 exons. Gene Ontology annotation, molecular function: activin binding; ATP binding; activin receptor activity. Gene Ontology annotation, biological process: cellular response to growth factor stimulus; activin receptor signaling pathway; protein phosphorylation. Lineage: Eukaryota; Metazoa; Arthropoda; Insecta; Hemiptera; Aphididae. The record is from RefSeq and is a predicted model, not a curated record.
UGAAAAAAUCACUAAAAAUUCUUGUUAUUAAUGUUAUUAUCGCAUAUUUGCGUAUUUGUUUGUAAUUUUUGGUGAUUUCUUUCAAUUUAACAUUUUAACGUACGUUAAGACGUCUCAUGUAGCGUAUAAUGCAGACUCUGCUGGAUGAUUGUAUUCGACGACGUACGACAAGAUCGUCAAAACUCCAUCGUAUGUAAUCUCGGCUAUGGAUAUUACAAUUGUUAAGUGAAAAUAAGUUGUAAAACAAUAACUACUAAAAUUGGAGAAAACAAUGGAACAAAAGAUUUGGAUUUGGAUAUUAUGUAGUGUUUUAUUACUUGCAACAACUUGUAAUUGUGCUAGCCGCAAAAAAUCUGAAGAAGUCAAAUGCCAUUAUUACAAUCAAACUACUUGUGCCAAUUCUGAAAAUGAGGAAGGUUGUACUAGUAUUCAAAAUUGUAAAGCUGGGGAUAAUGACAAACCUUCAUAUUGUUAUGCUGUAUGGACAAAUAAUACUAAGACGAAUAAAUUAGAAAUUAAGCUUAAGGGUUGUUUCUUAAACAAUGUUGAAUGCCAAGGUCAAAAACAAUGUAAAGAAAAAAAAGGAGAAAUUGAACCUAAUGGCCUAUUGUUUUGUUGUUGUGAAGGAGAUUAUUGUAAUUCAGAAAUUAUAUGGGACCCUAUCCCGACAACUCCUCGAAUAGAGACAACAUCUGCAAAACCAUUACGUGAUGAUAAUGAAUUAAUACAUACAAUAGUGUUUUCUACCAUACCUUUGGUAGCUGUAGCAAGUAUGUUUCUAUUUGUCUAUUGGGUUUACAAGCGAAGAAAAAUACCUCAAUUUUCUCAUUGGGUUCCGUCGUCUGAUAGCUCCCACUUGGGAAAUUGUUCACCUAUUCUUAGCAAUCGUCCAAUACAACUAGUUGAAGUGAAGGCAAGGGGUCGCUAUGGUGCUGUUUGGAAAGCUCUUCAUAAGAAAGAUACAGUAGCUGUUAAAAUAUUCCCUCCUCAGGAUAAAAACUCAUGGUUGGUUGAACAAGACAUAUAUCAAUUACCACACAUGCAACAUGACAAUAUGCUAUCCUUUAUUGGGGCUGAAAAACAUGCUAGUGUUAUUGAAGGCGCCAAAAAUGAAUAUUGGCUGAUUACUGCUUACCAUGAUUAUGGAUCAUUAUGUGACUACUUAAAAUCGAAUAUAUUAACUUGGGAUCAGCUCUGUCAUAUUGCCCAAUCUAUGACAAGUGGUUUGAUGCAUUUACAUGAAGAGAUCCCAUCAGAACGUUCAGAUCAGUAUAAGCCAGCCAUUGCACAUAGAGAUUUUAAAAGCAACAAUGUUUUACUUAAACAUGAUUUAACUGCAUGUAUCGCUGAUUUUGGUCUCGCCCUAGUUUUUCAACCCGGCAAGUCAUGUGGUGAUAUACAUGGGCAGGUUGGCACAAGAAGAUACAUGGCACCAGAAGUACUAGAAGGGGCUAUCAAUUUUUCAAGGGACGCAUUUUUAAGAAUAGACAUGUAUGCAUGUGGAUUAGUACUAUGGGAAUUGGCAACUAGAUGUACAGCACAACAAGGUGCUAUACCAGAUUAUAGAUUACCUUUUGAAGAAGAGGUUGGACAACAUCCAUCAUUGGAAGACAUGCAAGAAUGUGUAGUACAUAAAAAACUAAGACCGGCUUUCAAAGAUAGCUGGAAAUCACAUCCAGGUUUGAUAGCUCUAUGUGAUACAAUGGAGGAAUGUUGGGAUCACGAUGCUGAAGCUAGGUUGUCAGCAUCAUGUGUAAUGGAACGCAUUACAUGGCAAUGUCGUCAAUAUAAUGGGACUGCAGUAACAUCGUUAGCACAAUAAAAUAUUUUAUUUAUAUAAUAGAAUAAUAUACAUCAGCAACCUAGCUUCUACAGAAGAAGACAUUGGUGUUUCCUUUUAUGUAAGUUAACUAUCUAAGUUACUUUGUAUACUCCUUAAGUAAUUUGAUUGUUGAUGUACAUAAGUAGUAAGUGAAUACGUCCAAACCCACCCACCUCUUCCCACAUCCUAAUGUUUUCUUUUUAACCUAAUCAAUAUAGAUACAAUCUAUAACCCUCACAUAAACAAUAUUUGCUAUAACUAUAGCAAAAUAAUCUCAUAGUUAUGGUAAUGUAUAAUCAUAUACAAAACAUUAUGGGAGGGGGAAUUUUCCAAAAGAACGAUCACUUACUACUUAAAUAUAUUUAGGUGUAUAUCAGUUUUUUUCAUUAAUUGUUGUAAACAAUCCAGAAAACACUAAAAGAGGAUCUGGAAUGGAAUAAUAUUGUAUUCUGCAUUUUGGAAAAAAUCAAUUUUGUUGAAAUUUAGUUUUAUUGAUUUAUACAAUAUUAUUUAAAUAUUAAAUACAUUUUGAUUAAUAAAAUUCAAUCAUCAGUUAUUUAAUAUAUUUGUCGUACAUUGUUAGUCUGUUUAAAAACAGAGUACCAUAAUUAUACUGUUUUAGUUUUCAAUAUUUUUGUCAUGAAUUUUCUUAUUUGUAUCACAUAUGAUGACAAAAUAUAUAACUGAAAUUGAUUUUCUCUAUUUGUAUGUGUAUCUUAAAUUAAUACCAUUAUAGUUAAUAAUUAUUAUAUUCUUCUACCUCAAGUUUUAUCCACCCUUAUCUUAAAAAAAUGUGCCAAUAUUCUUAAGGUGGUAUUUACUGAGUGUAAUAUAUAUAUUGUACAUAAUAUUAGUCAAAAAUAAGUUUUUAAAUUUAUUUAUUAAACAAGUUUUAUAGGAAUACUUGUUAAUUGCAACAAAUUAAAAUCUAAAUGUUUAACCUAAAAAUAAUUACUUAACAACAAUAUUUUCACGUCCUAAUUUACUUGAUGUAUGGAGUACAUAGUUUUCGCAAGUUUAAUUUUUAGAUACUGUGAAUAUAACUAUGUUAACAGAGCGCUUAGUCUUAUUGUUAUAAUACUUAUUGUCAAUGUAUUAAGGGUGCCUCGAGUAAUUAACAGAAAUAAUAAAAUAUUAAUGUACCUGUAAACUCCUCUGUAUAGUUUAAAUAAGCCUAAAAUAUUGUUACCUAUGCCACAACAGUUCCACAAACAAAUUGUACAAUAUUUUUUAUUUGAACUACUUAACUAGUUGCAAUUUAUAUGACAUGGUAAAUAAAAUAUAUUAAUUAACAGAAUGAAAAAAAAAUCUAUUUUAUCGGGCACCCCAUAUUUUUUUGGGAAAGAUGGGGGAGGGGGGGUUAAUGUUUGUAGCAUAAACUCAAUGUGGUUUUAUAUAAUAAAUUACUAAAUAUUUUUUAAUUUGAUAACUUAUAUAAUUCACAAAUUUUAUUUUUUGUUUUAAAAAUACCAACAGGCUAGUGACAUAAAGUUUAAAUUACCAUAACAAUUUAAUAAUAAGAAUACUAUUUUCCUCAUGUUCUGAACAGUACAUUAUUUAAACUUAAAAAUUGUAGCUAAGUAAUUAUUUCACAUAAUUUUUAUUUUCUCUCCCUUGUACUCUUUUCAUUAUUGUUGCCAUGUAAUCUUUAAUCUUAAUUUAUUUUAAUCUGUAAAUGUGCUGUAUUUUAUUUAAAAAAAAUAUAUAUUAGGUUUAAGGUUUUAAGAUUUCUAUAUAAGCCUAACACAAAGUUAAUGACACAGGUAUUGAAAUAAAUUAUAGCUAAAAUAUUAUUGUGUAAUGUUUAGAUAUUAUGUAAGCAGGGCCGGCCAGCUGAAGCUAUGGGUGAAUGGGUGAUGCGAAAAAUUGCCCAGGGUAUCACCCACAGAGGGGCUCAGAAUUCAAAAAUAAAAAGAUUUUUAUUUUAAGAUUUAUUUACAUUUUUACAUUUUAAAUCAUUUUUUUAAUAAUUUUUUUUUUUAAAUGAGUUAGGUACUAAAAUAUCGUAAAUGAUUAGUGUAACAUGCAUACACUUCUAGGUUAUAACAAUAAUGAUGAUAUUUUACA